AUGACCUUGGCGACGUUCCUCAAGGUUCAUCCACCAACUUUCCGAGGAUCAACUAAUCCUACUGAAGCGGACCACUGGUUCCAGGCCAUGGAGCGUGCUUUACAGGCGCAGCAUGUUCCAAACAAUCAGUAUGUAGAGUUUGCCGCUUAUCAGCUAGCGGGAGAGGCCCAGCCCUGGUGGCAAGCUGAGUGUCGUUUGCUACAUCUUCAAAAUGCCGACAUUCUGUGGGAGGUGUUCGAGACAACUUUCUAUAAGAAAUACUUCCCUGAGUCUGCAAGGGAAGCAAAGGAAAUAAAACUAAUACAGAUGAAGCAAGGUUCCCUAUCUGUGGCAGAUUACACCAACAAGUUUGAGGAACUCUGUAGGUUUUCUAGGGUAUGUCAAGAUGCCCCGGAUACUUACGAGAGCUGGAAGUGCAUUAAGUACCAAAGGGGUUUAAAGGAUAGCAUUAUGACUGUUGUGACUCCUUUGGAGAUCCGUGUCUUCUCUGACUUAGUGAACAAGGCUAGAGUAGUGGAAGAGUAUCUCAAAACCGUGGCGGCAUCCAAAGACACUCGUGGAGGGAGCUCUAGUCGGGGGCGUGGCAAGUAUUUUCAUCCGAGAGGACAAAGCUUCAAGAGAGGAGGAUAUGCGCCUCAAGGCCAAGGAGGUUCUAGAAAGAAUAAUCAAAAUCAAUUUCAAUAUGCUAAGGGGAUAGGAAAUCAGAGUGGUUGCUUCAAUUGUGCGUUGCCUAGCCACAUUGCGAGGGAUUGCACUCGUGGGAGAAAUCAGAAUGCGGGCCAGAGUCAGUAUCAAGGUCAAGUCUUUGCUGUGAAUGCCAAUGAUGCUUCUAAGGCGGAUCCAGUGAUGAGAGGCUUGAAAGUGUUAGAGUUACCUUUUGAUCUGCAUGUACAUACUCCACAUCAAAUAGUUAUGACUAGGUCAGGUUGUAGACAAGUAGGUUUCAAGCUUGAGGGUAGAGACUUUGUGCACGAUUUGAUCUGUUUACCAAUGGUGGGGCUAGAAAUGAUUUUGGGGUUCGAUUGGUUGUCGAAGAAUCGAGUUUUGUUGGAUUGCUUUGAAAGAACUAUUCGGUUUAUGCCGGAAGGAGAUAAUGGAGCAGUGGUAGCUAUGGAGUAUUACCUGAACUCUGUAAUGGUGCUUUGUAGUGCGGAGGAGUGUCAGGAUUAUAUUCUGUUGGCUGCUAAUGCGUUGGGUGAUGCCCAGUACUUAGAUCAGAUUCCAGUGGUUAGAGAUUUUCCAGAAGUGUUCCCAGAAGAUAUCCCUGGGUUCCCACCUCAAAGGGAGAUUGAAUUUGCAAUUGAAUUGGUACUGGGAGCCGGACCAGUGUCGAUUGCGCCGUAUAGAAUGGCUCCGAUAGAGCUGGCCAAAUUAAAGACCCAGUUGGAAGAACUUUUGAACAAGAGGUUCAUUCGACCGAGUGUAUCACCAUGGGGAGCGCCAGUUUUAUUGGUGAAGAAGAAAGAUGGAGGAAUACGUUUGUGUGUGGAUUACCAACAGUUAAAUAAAGUGACAGUGAAAAAUAAGUACCCGCUGCCAAGCAUAGAUGACUUGAUGGAUCAAUUACAAGGAGCUAGAGUGUUUUCCAAGAUUGAUUUGAAAUCCGGUUACCAUUAG
Arachis stenosperma is the source of this 1617-nucleotide messenger RNA. RefSeq lists its product as uncharacterized. Lineage: Eukaryota; Viridiplantae; Streptophyta; Magnoliopsida; Fabales; Fabaceae. The transcript has 3 exons. The record is from RefSeq and is a predicted model, not a curated record. Gene Ontology annotation, molecular function: nucleic acid binding; zinc ion binding. The coding region runs from base 1 to 1617 and encodes 538 amino acids.